GUCGUCAGUUGUACUCGGGGAUAAAACCCUGGUCUGUUGCGCCAAAAAUUCCUUCGACCCCCAGUCACCUAUCCUGCUCAGCAUUAAUCAUGAUUUACUUCCUCUGAAAUCUUGUGAGGCCGGGACUAGAAAACCACUAGGGUGACGAUUCCACCUUUUGUCAAUUGCCAUGUGUGUCUUAUCAACAACAGAAGAUGUUUCGUUUGAUAAUUUGUCAGGAUCAUCUCCUUUUAGAUUAUUAACUAUCUCCGGAACAAAUGCUGCACUUCUAGAUGUCCCUAUAUGAAAACCACUAAAAUCUAGGUCACUGACUUUUGUUCUCUCCGGUGAAGUCAAAUGAGGUUUAAAACUUUUCUUCCCACCAGCUACAGAUCGAAAGGGAUCCAAAUUGCUUGGUUUAUUCUGAGGGACAGCAUAAUUCCUGCUGAAAUUUAAUGAGGAUCCAGCACCAUAUACGAGUUUGUGCUUUUUUAAAAGGAAACGCCAUUAAUUUGGCCCCUAUAGUUUGUUGCUUAUUUACUCUAUGUUGGUCCUCUAAAAAACGCAAUUUUUAUUUUUCUCCUCCUUUACGGACCACGAUGGUAGAAAAUCGAACCGCCAUUAUCUAAAUCGGGUUCGGUGAACCGGGAUCCACUCGCCCACUACCUGCGGCGGUUCGAUCCUAGGGUUUUAAUCUCCACAACGCCAUUCGUCUUCCAGAUAGAGAGCGAGAGAGAGAGCGCGGCCAUGGCGGACAGCGACGAGGCUAGCGUAAACGGCGGCGAAGGGAAGAAGAGGAAGUAUCUUCCCCAUGGGAAACCCGUCAGGAAGGGAUUAUAUCCGCUGCGUCCAGGUGUGCAAGGUUUUUUCCUUACUUGCGACGGAGGGAGGGAGCGCCAGGCGACAAAUGAAGCCCUUAAUCUCCUGGAGGAUGUUCGUUCUUCUUCUCCUCUGAAUUGGGUUCCACCUAGGUUUUAUAUCAAAGUUAACUGUAUUUAUGUAGCAUUAAAGAUUAGAGCUUUCUCAUCGUAUUUUUGUGUCUGCUUUUUGGCCUUCGUUGUUGCCUAGCAAUCCAUGGAUGUGUGGUCUAAUGUAGGAUUGCUUUCUUUCAAUGUGCAGUUCUAUGAAGAGUUAGUGCAUG
Zingiber officinale is the source of this 1120-nucleotide messenger RNA. RefSeq lists its product as uncharacterized. Gene Ontology annotation, biological process: tRNA modification. Lineage: Eukaryota; Viridiplantae; Streptophyta; Magnoliopsida; Zingiberales; Zingiberaceae. Gene Ontology annotation, molecular function: RNA binding. The record is from RefSeq and is a predicted model, not a curated record. The transcript is spliced from 2 exons. The coding region runs from base 727 to 1047 and encodes 106 amino acids.